AUGGAGGUUCCGGCAGGCAUGCGCAAGAAGUGGCUCAGCGUUCCCAAGAAAGCUCCACAGACCGGGAGGCGCGGAUCGACGCACAAGGGAAAAGCCGUUGCGUCGCGGGCCCACGCAAGCUCGCGUGACGAGAGUGAGAGGUCUGACACGGCGCUGCGUGCGGGGCCCAGCCGCAAGCGCCGUCGGCGCACCUCUGAUGCUACGUCUUUCGUACCGUCCGAUGCUUCGCGCUCGCCCGCGAGCGUUCGGCCCACCAGUAGCAAUGAAAGUGUCGAUGAGUUGGACGAGGAUGCGGACGGGGCACAGGACGAGAUCGACGGUGAAGACGAUAGUGCCGAGGAUGACACGGAGGAUAGCGAAGCGGAGAAAGAGGCAAAUGAUCGCGAGGUUAGGGCCGAGCCGGAGCUCACUCGCAAAUGGCUCAGCAAGCCGCGAAGGAGCACGGGGAUGGACCGAGCGGCGGAGCGCAGGGUCGCUAUUCUCGAGCGCAAGGUCGCAAAGCUCGAGAGCGACCUUGAGGACAGCAACCAGCGCACCGCGACGCUCGAGUCCCGCCUCGCGAAGCUCUCGAAGGACGUCAGGAAGAUGCGGAAGUGA
Messenger RNA from Fomitopsis serialis, 597 nucleotides. RefSeq lists its product as uncharacterized. The record is from RefSeq and is a predicted model, not a curated record. Bases 1 to 597 code for a protein of 198 amino acids. The transcript is spliced from 4 exons. NCBI's taxonomy places the organism in Eukaryota, Fungi, Basidiomycota, Agaricomycetes, Polyporales, Fomitopsidaceae.